Tigriopus californicus is the source of this 1805-nucleotide messenger RNA. RefSeq lists its product as uncharacterized. Gene Ontology annotation, biological process: glucan catabolic process. The transcript is spliced from 4 exons. Gene Ontology annotation, cellular component: extracellular region; cell surface. Gene Ontology annotation, molecular function: beta-glucosidase activity. The coding region runs from base 129 to 1610 and encodes 493 amino acids. NCBI's taxonomy places the organism in Eukaryota, Metazoa, Arthropoda, Copepoda, Harpacticoida, Harpacticidae. The record is from RefSeq and is a predicted model, not a curated record.
AGCAAUACAGUAAACCAAGGGCUGAGCCGAAAUCAUAAAAAAACCGCACCGAGUAAGCCUGAGAAUCGGCAGGAAAAGUUAUACUGUCAACAAAAAGCUUGAAUGGCGUUCGUUAACACCUCCUGUAAAUGAAAAAAAACUUAGUACAAUACCAAGUUGGAUCACUCAUUCCAGUGCUGUGCCUUUUUAUUUUUAUUUCGCUUCGUGCAGUCUUUAGUGUCUUUAUGAAUACGCUGUUCCUGACUAGGUUAGGGAAGGCUGUUUUUAGUGUUUCAUCCAUCGCAAUAUUUGUAUUGACGUACAGCUUUUGUCUCACUCGUUUACCUCAUGUCAUACCUGUAAGAAACCCCCAAUGCAAUGACAAUAUCGUCCGAGGGGUGAAUUUGGGAGGGUGGUUAUUAUUGGAGCCCUGGAUAACCCCGCACAUAUUUGAGGAAGCAAAUGCGAAAGCCAACCAAACUGUGGUGGACGAGUGGACCUUGCACAGUUUUCUACCACCUGAUUAUGUCCAUGAAAUACUAGAAAGACAUUGGAGCACUUUUAUCCAGAGAACCGAUCUCGAGCUGCUCUAUUCAGUAGGAAUCUCACAUCUACGAAUUCCUGUGGGCUACUGGAUGUUUGAUGUGGUCCCGGGUGAACCUUUUCCAUUGACAAACGGAGAAGUUGUUCUGAAAUCCAAGUUCUUUUUGAGACGGCUUGUCGAGUGGUGUAAGGAAAUUGGCUUGAAGAUCGUGUUAGAUUUGCAUGGAGCACCUGGCUCUCAGAAUGGAUUUGACAAUUCUGGGAAAAUGGGAGACAUUGGGUGGAUCACCCCAGAAUUGAACUUGACGAACGUCAAUCGAACCUUAAGGGUCCACGAGCUCAUGAUCGACAUGGUCUUUGGUUGGAUCCGAGACGACAUCUUGAGCGAUGGAACGCUCUACGGGAUUGCCAUCUUGAAUGAGCCCUUGGCUGGAUGGGUGGGUUAUGAAUACGUCUGGAAGGUUCUAGUGGAUUACUUUCAUCCCCAAGCCUAUGAGAUUAUUCGACAACGAUUGGGCAACGAUGUAAAAGUGAUUAUUCAACAAGGCUUUCGGAACCCUAGCGAUUUUGUCAACCUCAUGUCGGAAAAGAAAGGUUAUCAAGGUGUUGUGCUGGAUUUGCAUAAUUACCACUUCUGGAAUAAGAAACUCAACAAUGAAGCUCUCCAAGUGCCGAAGGUCUUCGAGACCAAUAUUGAAGAAGCCUGCGAGUUCGCUUCGUACGUUAAGAUUCAAACCUUGCCAACCAUUGUUGGCGAAUGGAGCCUGGCCAGUACGGACUGCCAAAAAUAUCUUUACGGAUACUCGAAACCCUACAACCCGAAAUUGGCUUCGAAUGAGACGUGUAAAAUGUAUGAUGGAAAUCUGAGAAACUACUCCGAUUCCCAUCGUCAGUUCCUACAAGAUUUUCUUAUUGCACAAAUGGAAGUUCAAGAAGCUGCCUCCGGGUAUUUCUUUUGGACUGUUAAAACAGAAGACCAUUACGCCCCCGAAUGGGACUUCCUAGCAUUGAUCAAAAAUGGCAUUGUUCCCCACACGUUGUGCACGAAAAAGUCUAUUUGUAGCUCAAGGACACCUCAAAAGCAAUGAUGUCCCUCGGCAUUGAAGAUCAUUUUCCUUGCCUGCCGUAUUUCGUUAUCCGAGCAAAGGAUGCGAGUCAAGAAUUUGAGGAAAAGGCGGCGAACACUCAUUCAGAAAGAAGUCAUUUCUUCUCGAAGAUAACAACGUAUUAGCAAUGCCUUUUGAUUCAUUUUAUGUGCACUAAAAUGCAAGAAUAAUUCCAUA